GAAGUAUACGCAAUUACAUCACGGGCAGGCCCUUGUCCCUGAGGCUUUGGCGGGAGAAGCAAAAAACUAGGAAGUGAAGCUACAGCAGCAAUACUCAGCUGUUGCGUCAUUUAAAGAUAUCAAAUGUGUACGAAUAUAGCUUCGAAAUAGUGGAAAACGUAGCUACAUUUCGUUAAAUGGAUCCUGAUCUUUGCACCGACAAAGGCUGGACGAAAACGAAGGAGGCUGUCGCGCAUUUUCGAAAACUUCUGCUGUGCUCAAAAUGUUCAAAACUGAUGAACGAACCUGUGUGCCUCGGAGUUUGUGAACAUAUGCUUUGCAGGUCGUGUGCUGGUCCUCAAGCUGGAGUGGGAUGUGUGGUGUGUCACAGUCCUGCCUGGGUGAAAGACAUUCAGAUCAACAGACAACUCAGCAAUAUCACAGAACUCUAUGGCAACCUAGACUCACUGCUCAAUCCCACUGGCUCCGAUUACUCCGAUGCCCUUCCCAUUACACCAGCAGCACAGUCAGAUAAAUCUGUCUUAAAGCACAAGAAGAACUUCAAGAUCUGGUUUAGUCCCCGCAGCCGCAAGGUGCGCUGCCGGGUAGAGAAGUCUGCGGCGGUGCCUCUACCGGAGGUUGGGAGUGGGACUGUGAAAGCUGUUCCAAGACCUCCUGAGACACUACCUGAGUCUAAAGGCAAAGACCUGUCUGUCUUCAACUUCAACUCCUCCUCCCAAGACUCUGGCUCCUCCUCUCCUCAAAGGGCGACUAACUAUGAAAAGAAGAAGAAAGCGACUAAGAAGACGAGAAAUGGUGGUGGUGGUGUCAGGAAGCCUGCAGCCGGGGGUGGGCAGGAACCAACCACACAUAAAGAAACCAAGCAGAAUAACAAGACACAGAGGCUGGAGGCAAUCAACCAGCAGUGGGGCUUUGGUGGAGCGAGAGAAGGAGAUGUCAGAGAGGAAGAAGAGCAGGUCACUGCAGAGGAAGGAGAGCACAGGUCGAGUAAAAGAGUUUCCUUCCAAAGCCCCGCCACCCUGCCUGCCACUGUGGAGCCUCAGAAGGAGGAUCUCCCUCAGGGGAAUGCCAUAAUCCUCAGCCCCAGCAGAAGCAUCCUGAAGGUGGUUCAGCCAGGAGACAGCAUCCCACUCUCUGAGGACCAGGAUGGUCCAAGCCCACACACCACCCCUUCUCAGCUGGACAAGAUAUCUGCAAAGCAGCACUCCAAACCAAAUGAAGAAACGACUACAAAGCCUGACCUGCCCUCCCCUCCUAAGCGCACUCCCAAAAGAUUCUCUGUGGAAGAGAAAAACAUCUCACAGAGUACCCCAAAGAAACCCAAAGCAUCUCCUGGCCAGGGUAGACGUCCGGCAGUGGACAGGGUCGCACUCCCAGCCAUGCAUACCUCGCCCUCCCCUGCUGCCAGCCCCAGACAGGGUCGAACCUCCACCAGCACCAGGAGAUCCAGAGAAGGAGAGCAGCAGCGAGGCAGUAGCCCGUGUUCCCCAGCCCCCCUGGGGAAGAGAUCCCCGGGCAGACUGUCACAGAACAGCCCAGCGGUGGUGAAGAGAAACCACAAGGGAGAGACACCACUACACCUGGCAGCAAUAAAGGGUGAUGUAGCGACAGUGACGGAGCUCCUAGACCAAGGGGCUGACCCCAACCUGAAGGACAAUGCUGGAUGGACACCGCUGUUUUACUCAAACCACCUUCGGCUGGAUUGGACCCCCUCACGGGCCUCAUGUUUGACACCCCUGAUCUACAUGUUGCACGAGGCAUGUAACCUGGGCCACCAGGGUGUAGUGGAGGUGUUGGUGGAGAGGGGAGGCGUGCUGUUGAACACACCAGGCUACAAGAAUGAUUCUCCUCUACACGACGCUGUCAGGAACGGACAUACUGGCAUCGCCAUGCUACUGCUGCAGCACGGGGCUUCACAGAGCGUCUUGAAUAUGUUUGGCCUUCGCCCUGUGGACUAUGCCGUGAGCCCAGAGAUGCAGGCAAUCCUUCUGGCAGCCUCUGAAGGACCCCACCCAGUCAACUCACCUCUCAGUCCUCCACCCAGCCUCAAUAAGGCCAGUGAAGGUGUGAGACGGGAGGAACAGGUAGUUGUACUGGGCAGUAAACUGUCCCAGUCCCAACAGACCCGGCUGGCCAAACUGGGACAUCUCCUGGGAGGAAAAAGGGCAGACGCCUUCUCCUGCUCUGUCACCCAUGUGGUGGUACCAGACGGGCCGAUGCCCACCACCCUGUCCACUCUCCUGGGCCUCCUGAACGGCUGCUGGGUCCUCAACUUUAGCUGGGUAGAGGCGUGCCUGCAGGCAGAUAGCUGGAUCGCCGAGAGUGACCAUGAAGCAGGAGUAGGACCGCAACGCAGCCGCAUUAACAGACACAGCCUGCUGCCCCCGUUGUUGGACGGUUGUUUUUUCUACCUCAUGGGCUCCUUCAGGAAGCCCCCCAGGGAUGAGCUCCUCCAGCUGGUGAGAGAGGCAGGGGGCCAGAUCCUGACCCGACAGCCCAAACCAGACAGUGAUGUGACCCAGACCCUGUCUGCUGCAGCCUACCACGCCUCUCCAGGCUCAGACCAGGCCCUGUGUACCCAGUACAUCAUCUAUGAUCCCCAGGGCUCUUACAGGCCACCCAGGGUGAGGUUAGGAAAGGUGUGGUCAGCUCCAUCUACAUGGGUUGUAAACUGUAUAUCGGCUUUCCAGCUACUGCCAGUGCCUGAGCUUGAAUCAUAGACACACCUGGUGUGUAUUCAGUGAGGUGAAACGUUCGCAACAUUUCCGAUAGAAAUGUAAUAAAUAGUGUUGUCAUGAUUGCCUAUUAUACAUGACAGACAAUCAUAUCUGUUCUACACAAUAUGUUUCUAUGUAAAUGUUCCGUAACAUUGCACCCUCUUUAACAGACCCAUGGUCUUUCCGUCUCCCACCUGAAUAUUAAGGUCUAAUCAGAACACAGACAGCUGUGGUUGUAGAACUAUAACCUUGACGUAAUAGAGAUUGUACAGCCACUGUCAGUCCCCAAUCUCUGAUGUCUCUGGAUUUGGCCUUAAAUAUACCCACCUAUCACAAGCCAUUACUUGUUUUUCUUUAAGUUUUGUACCUGUAGCUCAAAGAUAAGCUAGUGAAGUGUUUAUUUUUAUCCCUGCUCAAUGACGAUAGAAGAUUAUAAACAUUUUGGCACUUUUCAGUAUUUUGAAUGAAGGAGUGAAAAAUCAAUGUAACUUCUUUCUCCUACUGAGACUCUAUAACGUCUGUGCUUUUGAGAAUGCCCUUUUCUUUGAAACUGAAUUGUGACUGCCUCUUCUCCAUUUUUAUGACUUAAAAAAUAAAAAUUAUGAAACACUGCCUUUAUUAAUACUAAUGUCACCUCCUCCUGCUGCUGCACACAGAGUUUUCUGUUUGGUCUUUUGAGAAUGAAUGGUAUUCUACAAAAUAAACGUUGUUGCAGCAACACAA
This is a messenger RNA of Salmo salar (Atlantic salmon), 3440 nucleotides long. RefSeq names its product BRCA1-associated RING domain protein 1. The record is from RefSeq and is a predicted model, not a curated record. Gene Ontology annotation, biological process: protein K6-linked ubiquitination. Lineage: Eukaryota; Metazoa; Chordata; Actinopteri; Salmoniformes; Salmonidae. Gene Ontology annotation, cellular component: BRCA1-BARD1 complex; BRCA1-A complex. Gene Ontology annotation, molecular function: protein binding; ubiquitin-protein transferase activity.